AUGAAAGAGAAAGAACCGCGUGAAACGUGCGAAAAUUUAUUAAGAAUGAAUAGAAAAUCAUGUUUGAGUAAAAGUAUAAUGAAUGAAAUUUUAAAAGAAUUUUCACGUGUUCUGCCAUUUCCAAAUAAUCUACCUAAUUCAUUCGAUAAAUUAUUAGACAAUGUAGAUCACAUUUAUCAAAAAGCACUGAAGAAACAUCGUGAACAAGGUGACUGUCCAUUUAUUAGCUUGCAGCUGCAUUUAGAUGGAUUACCAUUAGUCAAGAGUUCAAAAUUGGGUUUAUGGGCCUUAAGCUCUACAGUAAUCGAGCUACCUUCUCAUAUCCGUUAUAGACGUCGAAAUACGUUGUUACUAUCGGUAGUUGUGGGCUAUGGGAAGCCAGAUAUCAAUAAAUGGCUGAAUCCUAUCGUUCGAGAAUUAACGGCAAUCCAAGAAAAUGGAUUAGUAAUCAAACAACGAAUUGGUGAUGAGAUAACGGUUCAAUGUUUUUCAAGUAUUUUUAAGUCACGCCUUCGUCCACCCUUAGCUUCAUAA
Messenger RNA from Didymodactylos carnosus, 534 nucleotides. Lineage: Eukaryota; Metazoa; Rotifera; Eurotatoria; Philodinida; Philodinidae. The record is from the annotation of a GenBank genome assembly.